Molecule: messenger RNA, 1149 nt
Organism: Gastrolobium bilobum
Lineage: Eukaryota; Viridiplantae; Streptophyta; Magnoliopsida; Fabales; Fabaceae
Product: gibberellin 20 oxidase 2-like
Exons: 3
Coding region: 1-1149 (382 amino acids)
Biological process (GO): unidimensional cell growth; response to light stimulus; gibberellin biosynthetic process
Molecular function (GO): gibberellin 20-oxidase activity
Source: RefSeq, a predicted model, not a curated record
AUGGAAUUAAGCGCUUCCACUCUUGUACUGAACCCUGCAUCACAGCCACAUGAGGAGCCCAAGGAUGAGAAUGGGGCUUUUGUUUUUGACACAAAUUUGCUUCAAAAGCAAGAGCACAUGCCCAAAGAGUUCGUCUGGCCAUCUAAGGACUUGGUUAACACCACACAAGAGGAGCUCAAGGAACCCCUCAUAGACUUAGACAUCAUGAACAAGGGUGACGAGGAAGCUAUUGCUUCAGCUGCUGAGCUUGUGAGAACAGCAUGCUUGAAACAUGGCUUCUUUCAAGUCAUCAACCAUGGUAUUGACCCAGAUCUUAUACAUGGUGCUUAUCAUGAAUUUGACUCCAUUUUCAACCUCCCCAUCAGCAAGAAACUGAGUGGUAGAAGAAAACCUGGUGGAGUCUCAGGCUAUUCAGGUGCUCAUGCAGAUCGAUAUUCAUCCAAGUUGCCAUGGAAAGAGACAUUUUCUUUUCUAUAUAAUCACCAAAACAACUCCGAGUCCCAGAUCGUUGACUACUUCAACUCUGUCUUAGGAGAAGACUUUCAACACACAGGGUGGGUGUUUCAGAAGUACUGUGAAGCAAUGAAGGAAUUAUCUUUAUUAAUUAUGGAGCUAUUGGCCAUUAGUUUGGAUGUGGAUCGUUUGGAUUAUCGAAGAUUUUUCCAAGAUGGUAACUCAAUAAUGAGGUGCAACUACUAUCCAACUUGCAACAAUCCCAGCCUCACGCUUGGCACUGGCCCUCACACUGACCCAACCUCAGUUACCAUUCUUCAUCAAGACCAAGUUGGAGGUCUUCAAGUUUUUGCUGAUAACAAAUGGCUCGCUGUUCGCCCUCGACCUGAAGCCUUAGUCAUAAACAUAGGUGACACUUUCAUGGCGUUGUCAAACGGAAGAUACAAGAGUUGCCUGCAUAGGGCAUUGGUCAACACAUACAGGGAGAGAAGGUCACUGGUUUACUUUGUGUGUCCAAGAGAAGACAAGACAGUGAGGCCCCCAGACAAUAUGUUAAGCAAAAAUGAGCCAAGGAAGUACCCUGAUUUCACAUGGUCCAAUUUGUUUGAAUUCACGCAGAAACACUAUAGAGCUGAUGUUGCUACCCUCCAAAGCUUCAUUCAGUGGCAUUGCUCUUCCAACUCAUCCAACUUUUAG